Morus notabilis is the source of this 1560-nucleotide messenger RNA. Its product is annotated as cytochrome P450 CYP72A219. The transcript has 5 exons. Gene Ontology annotation, molecular function: monooxygenase activity; oxidoreductase activity, acting on paired donors, with incorporation or reduction of molecular oxygen; iron ion binding. The record is from RefSeq and is a predicted model, not a curated record. Lineage: Eukaryota; Viridiplantae; Streptophyta; Magnoliopsida; Rosales; Moraceae. Bases 1 to 1560 code for a protein of 519 amino acids.
AUGGGAAAAUACCUUUUCGAAAUCGUGGUAUUAUCUUCUGUGUUGCUGAUUCUUUAUGCUGUUCUAAGAGUUGCAUACGUUGUUUGGUGGAGACCAAAUUACUUAGAGAAGGUUUUAAGGAGACAAGGGAUCAGAGGGACUUCCUACAAGUUUUUGCGUGGUGACAUGGCAGAGAUCAGACGGUCCAUCCUGGAAGCACAGUCCAAGCCUAUGUCGCUGAACCACCACAUCACGCCACGUGUCUUCCCUUUCUUUUACGACAUGAUGCAGAAAUAUGGAAAAGUGAGUAUGACUUGGAUUGGAACGAAGCCGAGGUUGAUAAUAGGGGACCCAGAGCUAAUCAGGAUGAUAUUAGGAGAUAAGAAGAAUGAUUUCGUGAAGCCACCACAGAACCCUCUUGUUCAUAUGCUUCAAAGAGGAGUAUCAUCCUUAGACGGAGAGCAAUGGGCGAAACGCAGGAGGCAAAUUACACCUGCUUUCCAUCUUGACAAGUUAAAGGGAAUGAUGCCUGCGUUUUCAACUAGUUGCUCCAACUUUAUUGAUCGAUGGAUAAAAUUGGCUACUCCUGAAGGAUCUUGUGAAGUGGAUGUAGCACCAGAAUUUCAAAAUAUUACGUGCGAUGUUAUUUCUCGAACAGCUUUUGGAAGCAGUUUCGGGGAGGGAAAGAAAAUAUUUGAACUGCAAAAAGAGCAAGCUGUUUUGGUGAUUGAAGCUUAUUAUAACCUCUACAUCCCAGGUCUCAGGUUUGUACCGACAAGAAAGAAUAAGAGAAGGUAUAAAUUAGACAAUGAGAUCAAAACAAUGUUAAGGGACAUUAUACGCAAAAAAGAGAAAGAAAUUAUCCAUAAUAGGCCAGAAUUGGGUGCCACUGAUUUGCUGGGUUUACUACUAAAAUGCAAAGAACAAUCCAACAAUUCUAUGACAAUUGAAGAGGUGAUAGAGGAGUGCAAGUUGUUCUACUUUGCUGGCCAAGAAACUACCUCCAAUCUGCUGACGUGGACGAUGAUCCUUUUAUCUAUGCACCCGAAUUGGCAAGAGAAGGCAAGGGAAGAGGUUCUUCGGAUGUGUGGAAAGAAAUCCCCUGAUUUUGAAGCCAUUUCUCACUUCAAGAUUGUAUCGAUGAUAUUGAAUGAAGUUAUGAGGUUGUACCCUUCCGUGUGUAAUCUCUCUCGCUAUACCAAAAGAAAAAUCAGCAUUAAUGGAGGAAUGACCAUUCCAGAAGGGAUAGAAACAUUACUAUUGAUGCUCUCCAUUCAUCACGACCCAAUGUCAUGGGGUGAUGACGUGGAGGAAUUCAAUCCGGAGAGGUUCUCGGAAGGGGUUGCAAGAUCAACAUCAAAGGAUACAAUUGAUUACAGUCUGACGGCAUUCUAUCCAUUUGGGUGGGGCCCAAGAAGAUGCCUUGGACAAAGCUUCGCCAUGAUCGAAGCAAAGAUGGCGCUGGCCAUGAUUCUCCAACACUUUUCGUUUGAGCUAUCCCCUUCAUACACUCACGCUCCUCGCACGGUCAUUACUCUUCAGCCCCAGUACGGAGCUCCUGUUAUACUACACCGACUCUGA